CGGAGGCGGAAGCGGCGCUGGGCGCUCGGUGCGGAAGCGGCGGCGGAGGCCGCGCUUUGGGUUCCGCGGGCGGCGGGGCAGGGGCGCUGCGCCACCGGCAGCCGGGCCCGCUCCCCGCGCCACUCUCCUCCCGCUCCCUCCCCUCGCCGCUCCGCCAUGGCGGCCAACACCGGCAACCUGCAGAAAGCAAUAGACCUUGCUAGCAAGGCAGCACAAGAAGAUAAAGCAGGAAACUAUGAGGAAGCCUUCCGCUUGUACCAACAUGCCGUGCAGUAUUUUCUCCAUGUUGUUAAAUAUGAAGCACAGGGUGAUAAAGCAAAACAAAGCAUUAGAGCAAAAUGUACAGAAUACUUGGAUCGAGCAGAAAAGCUGAAAGAAUAUCUGAAAAAGAGAGAAAAAACUGCACCAAAACCAGUUAAAGAGUCUGGUCCUGCUGAAGGAAAAGGGAAUGACAGUGAUGGGGAAGGGGAAUCAGAGGACCCUGAAAAAAAGAAGCUACAGAAUCAACUUCAAGGAGCAAUUGUUAUGGAGAGACCAAAUGUCAAAUGGAGUGAUGUUGCUGGCCUUGAAGGUGCCAAAGAGGCCCUUAAAGAAGCAGUCAUCCUUCCCAUUAAAUUUCCACACCUGUUUACAGGCAAGAGAACACCCUGGAGAGGGAUUCUUCUAUUUGGACCACCAGGAACAGGAAAGUCUUAUUUAGCAAAAGCUGUGGCAACAGAAGCAAACAACUCUACCUUCUUCUCAGUAUCUUCAUCUGACCUUGUCUCAAAAUGGUUAGGUGAAAGUGAAAAAUUAGUGAAAAACUUGUUCCAGCUUGCCAGAGAAAACAAACCUUCUAUCAUCUUCAUUGAUGAGAUAGAUUCCCUCUGUGGGUCAAGAAGUGAAAACGAAAGCGAGGCUGCUAGACGGAUAAAAACGGAAUUUCUAGUCCAGAUGCAAGGGGUUGGUGUUGACAAUGAAGGAAUCUUGGUCUUAGGAGCAACAAACAUACCUUGGGUUUUGGAUUCUGCUAUCAGGAGAAGGUUUGAGAAGCGUAUUUAUAUUCCUUUACCUGAAGACCACGCCAGGGCUGCAAUGUUCAAACUUCACCUUGGGUCAACUCCAAAUGACCUAAAAGACUCAGAUUAUCGAGAGCUUGGGAAGAGAACUGAUGGCUAUUCUGGUGCAGAUAUAAGCAUCAUUGUCCGUGAUGCAUUGAUGCAGCCUGUUAGAAAAGUGCAAUCAGCGACUCACUUUAAAAAAGUAAAAGGACCAUCAGUGUCUAAUCCAAAUAUGAUGGUAGAUUUAUUCACCCCUUGCUCUCCAGGAGAUCCUGGAGCCGAAGAAAUGACAUGGAUGGACGUCCCAGGUGAUAAAUUACUGGAGCCUAGAGUUUCCAUGGCCGAUAUGCUCAGGUCGCUUGCUAGCACAAAACCAACAGUUAAUGAACAGGACUUGGAGAAGUUAAAGAAGUUUACAGAAGACUUUGGUCAGGAAGGCUAAACCAAAGAUAUGUGUGAAGCAUUAGAACCUUUUUUUUUCUUCUUUUUAAAAUAUUCUUGUGUCUAUAUUCAUGGCACUUCAAAUAAAUGCCAAUAAAAUCCCCCUUUCUUACUUUGCAGAAGGAAUAGAAGAUACCUUUGCAAAGACCCUUAAGCUUUUGUAUUGUAUUGUUUUCCUCAGAUGUCUUAUUAAAUGUCUUCUAUUAAAAAAUAAUACAAAAAUGCAAUUUUAGGGUGAGACAGCAAAGUGAUGUGGUAAUGUCUAAUAAAUACUAGAAAGCUUUAAAUUACUAGUUCCAUAUUAGGUAGUAUAUUAGACCUGGAUACCAGUGAGUUUUAGUUUUUGACCUUACCUCCCAGUAAGGCCAAAAACCUUUUUAAGGGGCGGGAGAGAACAUAUUUGUCAGGUGUUUUCAAUAUCAGUCAAUCAGCAUAUGUAUUAAUUGCUCUCAUUUCAUUUAGGAAAAUGGCAACAAAAUUUUCUAAUCAAGCAUUCUGCAAGUGUGGGUUUGCUGUUAAAGUAAGAAAGAAAACACUGUGAGGAUAAGACUACACGGGCCAGUACUUUGACUAAAUAUUGAUGGACCUGUUAUUUGGCUUUUCUUCUGUGAUGCUGUGUUAAAAUUUUACCUUAAACAGCAAGCUUUGUUUUUAACUCUUUACUAGCUGGUACACACUGUCAGUAUGCAAUUUAACACAAGUUUGUUAAAUGCAACUAACUCAGAAGGUGUUUUGCUGGCUCUUCUUUGGGGGUUGUUUGGAUUUAUUUUAUUUGUUGUUUUGUUUUUUAAAAUCUGGAUUCUCUUCCUGGUGAAGUUUUGACUGAAGUUAGAAAAAAGCAUUAGUAAUGUUCUCUAAGAUCCCAUGUGUUGAGGCUGGCAAGGUAUAUGUAGUCUUUGAAGAAUGUCUGGGAGGUAUUUUGGGAAACAGCAUACUUCACAUGCAAGGAGAUUAGAACAGAUGUUUUAGCCACAGCCAUUCCAGCGAUAAAUUAACCCAGAACCCCACUGGUAACUGUAGCAUAUAGGUUACAUCAAUUUAGUGCUUCAACUGGGAGAGAAGGCUGGCAGUUUAGUAUAGAAGUAGCACUUCCAUUGCUCUUUUUCUGCAGAACUGCAAAUGGAGAUGUGCCUGAAUGUAACUUAAAACACUACAGCAUCAGCAUUGAGUUUGUGCCUUGUAAGUUUGCACUGGCUGUAGAUAUGAAACAUCAUUAGAAUAUCUAGAAUACUAUAUCUUCCAUUAUCAUUGUAAAACUCUAUCCUGCAAAUGUCUUGUUUAACUCACAUUAAAAGAAAUUUGCACAUUUUAGGUGUGUAUGUUCUAUGUACAUAUGCACAAAUAUGAUCAUCUUUUGGUGGGGUUUGGUUUCUUCUAUGUACAUAUUUUGUGUACUUUAUAAAAUCAUAGGAUGGGUGACAUUUUCUGUACUUUAAUUAAGUAAAAUGUUGUAGUACGUCAGCUAUGUCAUUUGAGUAUUCUUCAAUGUUAUGUUCUAGUUUUUACUGCUUUAUUGUCUUCUCAGACUUUUGUUUCCAUGUUUAAUAGCCAAACAAAAUAGUUAAAUAUUCUUUGAUCUGCAAGGUGCUGAGCUUUUUUUUACUAACAUGAUGAAGCAUUUUUUUCAAAAUCCUUCAGUUACACAGCUUUACCUUUGUCUUACAUCAGAAUGUGUAAAUGUGAAUCAGUGGGCUGCAGAUCUUUCUGACAGCUUUUGGGGGGAUGGCAGGAAAAGGAGUGGGUGAGGGCAGGAAUUCCAGCAUAGGUACAGGCAACUAUGGUUAGUAAAUGUAAUCCUUAUCGCAACAAGAUCUGGUUUGUAGUUUUCUCUUGUGAACACUUCAGAAGCGAGCCACAUUCUAGCGUGGCUGUCCUUCAGAGGUUUGAAGCCACUGUCUGAAGUAUUUAUCUCUUGACCUUUUGAAAAAUGAGAGUCCUUACUGCAAUCUUGCAAUCUUAAAAUUCUCAGGAACAUUUUUUGUUUAUUUUUUCCUUUUUGUGGUAAGCUAAUUUGUCCUAUGGGCUUCCAUAUGCUUAACUGUAUAAUCUCAUAUCUUUAAUGCAAAAGAAAAAUAUACUGUAUGUUUUAAAUUUACAUCUUGCUGCUUGCUCAGAUGACAUCUGUAACAGAACCUUUACUAUUUGAUGUUGAAAGUUGUUUUUAGAAACAUAUUCCAAAUAAACUUUGCUGCUUAGAAUUGCAGCUACAAGGGCAACUUUUUGGUUUGCUGUCUUUGUAAAAUUAUGAUAAAUUUAUAUACAUAUCACCAAGGUUCUUCACCAAGUUAUCCAUAGCAGAUGAUAGCCUAACAAGGGAGUGUGCAAAAUCACUUUUUAGUUUUCAGUGUUAAUUGAAAAUACUCUAAAUCAAAGAAUUCAUGAAAGGCUGUAUUUGCUUUGAAUAAUCAAAACCUCUGUAAAUACUGGACAAAGUAGUUGUACAUUUCUAAUGAGGUCUGAUCCUUGGUUGGUUAGCUUAGAAAUUGUUUUCAUACCUUCUGGUGUUACUGCUUACUCUGACUGUAAAAUGAAAAAAUGUCAUAUUCCUUCCUGUGUGUAAAAUAAUUUUUCAAUUAAAUCACUUCUGUAUGUGCUUA
Motacilla alba alba is the source of this 4078-nucleotide messenger RNA. RefSeq names its product vacuolar protein sorting 4 homolog B (gene VPS4B). NCBI's taxonomy places the organism in Eukaryota, Metazoa, Chordata, Aves, Passeriformes, Motacillidae. The record is from RefSeq and is a predicted model, not a curated record. The transcript is spliced from 11 exons. Gene Ontology annotation, molecular function: ATP binding; ATP hydrolysis activity. The coding region runs from base 157 to 1482 and encodes 441 amino acids. Gene Ontology annotation, biological process: endosomal transport; vacuole organization.